Molecule: messenger RNA, 2994 nt
Organism: Scedosporium apiospermum
Lineage: Eukaryota; Fungi; Ascomycota; Sordariomycetes; Microascales; Microascaceae
Exons: 2
Coding region: 1-2994 (997 amino acids)
Biological process (GO): regulation of transcription by RNA polymerase II; DNA-templated transcription
Cellular component (GO): chromatin
Molecular function (GO): zinc ion binding; DNA-binding transcription factor activity, RNA polymerase II-specific; RNA polymerase II cis-regulatory region sequence-specific DNA binding
Source: RefSeq, a predicted model, not a curated record
AUGGCAACUCAUCAAACCCCCACUGGGGCCUCCGCCGUGGGAGUCUCUGCAACCGCGACCUCGGGAAACGACGCAAGAGUCAACAAUAACAGCCAUCAUCACCAACACCAACAUCAUGCCAGCAACAGCAGCAACAGCCCGGAUGCGAGUGGGAAUGCGCCCCGCGUAGGAGGAACGACGUCGGGGGUCGGCUCGAGUUCGACGUACAAGCGCGCGAGUCGCAAAGGUGCGCCGAGGAGAUUCAGCUGCUCUUAUCCCGGUUGCGACAAGAUUUACUCGAGGGCUGAACAUCUUCAGCGCCAUCAACUGAACCAUAAUCCAAAGGAGAUCUAUCAAUGUGAUGUUCCUGGUUGCGAGCAAAAGUUUGUGAGGUUAGAUCUGCUCGCCCGCCACAAGAAGCGGCACUCGGGUACUUACAUUCCUCGGAACCGCGUGCCCAACUUUAACACGUCCGGCGUCGGCGUGCCCUCGCCGACUAGUCCGGUGACUUCACCAACGGUGGAAUCCCCUUCUGGUCCCGGAAUGCAGCCGCAACAUCCCGCGUCGCAGCAACCCCAUCAACAUCCGAAUCAGCAUCAGCAUCCGCAUCCGCAUUCACAACCGCAUCAGCAUCAGCAUCAACAUCAACAUCAACAUCAACACCAACCACAGCAUCACCAGCCACAACUUCCGCAACCGCAACCGCAAGCCCACCGCCCAUCCCCCACGCAGCCUCUUCCUCCCCAGCAACAGCAACAGCAACAACAACAACACCAGCCUCCCCCUGGGCCGCAGCAAUCCAACUACUCCCAACCAGUCUCGCGUGGACCCUACGACUCCCCCAUCCUCCUCCCUCCUAACUCUAACCCUGGAGGCCCUCCGGCCAGGUUAACUCACAGUAAUUCGUGGCCGCCUCCUCCUCCUCCCACAAUAAACGACUUGAACGUAAACAUAAUCCGCCCCAAACCAGGCGCCGGCUACUACCGCCGCGACACGGCUCCUUUACCAGGCCCCACCAGCAUGAUCGCCUACAGCGGCGUCUCUGACGAACAACUAAUGGCGCGCGAAAACUUCGCCGUCUGGCUCUUCGACCCCCAAACGAGCUACAGCGACUUCAGUGUAACUAACAUCCCCUUCAUCGAGGGCGGCCUUGAAUCCACCUUCAACAACAACAUCCAAUUCGACUACGAAUCUCUCACGAGCCGCUCCCAGCUCGACCCCACCCCGCCGCGCCAGAUGGAGGGCCCCGACGACCUCAUCAGCGAAUCGCGCCGCCAGGAGAUCCUCCGCAUGUUCCGGAUCUUCCGCGAGCGCAACGACCGGUACGAGUCCAGCAUCGUGAACCUUGUGCGCGAGACGGGGGCCGGCGAUCUGCCCGCGCUGAACCUCGAGAUGAUGCGCGACUGUGUCCACGAGUACUGGGAGUCGGUGUCGCCACGCCUGCCCAUCAUCCACCAGCCCACUUUCUCUUCCAACAGGUGUCCCAUCCUGCUCCUCAUGGUCAUGGUGGCGCUGGGCGCCGCCUCGCUGAGGAGCAGGGAUGGCGGCGGCAGCUUGAAAGAUUACGGCGCUUUUGCGGACGUCAUCAUCGAGGGCGUGCGCUGGGAGAUCGUCAUGGCGGAGGAGGCUACGCCGCCCGUCGGGCUUUGGGUGGCGCAGGCGCUGCUCCUGCUCGAGUUUUACGAAAAGCUGUACUCGUCGCGCCGGUUCCACGAGCGCGCGCACAUUUACCACUCGGCGACCCUCACGCUGUUGCGCCGCGGAAGUCCGCUCAUCGGCAGAGCGGGAAGCGAAUCGCCCCCGGAAGAAGCCGCGCCGGUCCCGGGAGACCAGCAAUCCCAGCACAGCGGCGCUGGCACGUUAGAUUCCCGCAUGUGGUGGAUCCGCUGGGCCGAGACCGAAUCGAUGCACCGCGUCGUCUUCGUCGCCUUCAUGCUCGACAUCAUCCACGCCGCCAUGUUCGGCCACGCCGCUGACAUGGCGCCCCACGAGAUUCGUCUGCCCCUCCCCUGUGACGAUAACCUCUGGACGGCGCCGAACCCGGAUAUAUGUCGCCAGCUCGACGGUAACCUGCGCAUGUACGGCGUGAAACCCGUGUCCUUCCUCGACGGGCUCAAGAACGCCCUCCACGGCAAGGAGGUCAAGACGCAUUCCUUCGCCCGAAUGAUCAUCAUGUCCGGCCUGCUGAGCGUGGGUUGGCACCUAAGCCACCGCGAGACGCAUCUCAAAUGGCUCGACGUGCGCGCCCCCUCCGCCGACACCCGCGAUAACUGGCGCAAGAUCCUCCUCAAGGCCUUCGACAUCUGGAAGGGCAGCUUCGAUAACGCCAACGGCGACACGGCCGACACGCGGGGCUCGACGAACGGCCCCGUGCACAGCGCUGCCAUGCUCUACCACCUCGCGCACAUUUGCCUGCACGUGGACAUCGUCGACUGCCAGGUCUACGCCGGCGCCAAGCGCCUCCUCGGCCGGAAAGUGUCCAUGCGUGACUACUCCAACGCCGUAGGCCGCAUGAAGAUCUGGGCCAAGCAGGCCUCGACGCGCCACGCCAUCCUCCACGCCUUCCGCCUCCUGCACCGCGUCCUCGUCGACCCCCGCUCGAAAAAGGGCCCCUCCGCCGACGCCUACAUCGACUCCUUCUCCGUGCCCUAUUCCAUCCGCCACGAGCCAGACCCCCAUCGCCCCUGGAUAAUGUACUACGCCGCACUGAGCAUCUGGUCCUUCGUCCGCGCCGUCGCGCCCCCGCACGUGCGCCCGCCUCCCAUGCAGAGCAUCCUGGCCCCGAUGGACAGCUACAGGCGCAUGGGGAGCUACCUGACCAGCGUGGCGAGGCUCGAUGACCUUAGCGAGAAGGCGGCCUCGGCUAUGUACGAUGGGCUUCCGGACCUGCUGGACGCGUUGAGGAGUAGCCUCGGCGAGGCGAACUCGGAGCUGUUGCAGGAGGCGCAUGCGAGGUUGAAGGUUUGUAAGGAUAUGUUGGCGGGUACAGCGGCGUGGGAAGAGGCGAAGAAGUAA